Porites lobata is the source of this 1296-nucleotide messenger RNA. The record is from the annotation of a GenBank genome assembly. Lineage: Eukaryota; Metazoa; Cnidaria; Anthozoa; Scleractinia; Poritidae.
AUGGGGCAUUGCUGGUUAAUGCUGUGUGUUAUUGCAGACAGGAUACUGAGGAAGAUACCAUCAAGUGCUGUAAUCAAGACUGCCAUUCUUCAAUUUCACUUGUCAUGCUUGGGUAUUGAUGCUAUCCCCAAGACCUGGUACUGCCCUAAAUGUAGGGCUUUACCAGAAUUCAAGCGAGGAGGAUCGAAGCAAAAGUGAACUAGCCUAAUAAGUGAAGCUCUGAAGAUGAACUCAGUUUGUACUUGUAAAUCUGUAGCCAACAAAAACGACAAGCUGGUAAAGUGCACUAACGUGGACUGCCCUAAUGGGAUGUUUUUCCAUUUGCCAUGUCUGGGAAGGAAGAGAAUGCCAAAUAACAAUAAAGUUUGGUUUUGUCCAGCUUGUAUGAUGAGUAAUGCACAAAAGCCAACUGAGGGUACAGCCCCUAAGCCAGCAGCCAUGCAUGUCACAGCAAACACCAGGCCAACUGUCACAUAUGUCUCAACAAACACCAAGCCAACUGUCACACAUGUCUCAACAAACACCAAGCCAAUGGUCAUGCACGUCACAACCAACAACAAGCCAACAGCCAUGCAAGUGUCACCAAACACCAAGCCAACAGCCACGCAAGUGUCAACAAACAUCAAGUCAACAGCCAUGCAUGUCUCAGCAAACACCAAGCCAGCAGUCACACAAGCCACAACAAGAGCAGAACCAACAGAAAGUCCUGGCAGUGAAGAAGUAACAAUUGUGGAAACUGUCUUAAGGAAGAGGCCUCCUCGUGACAAGUAUGGGCCAGAGGGAAAACUUGGCAAGUAUGAAUAUGACUUAAUCUCCUCCCCAAAUGGAUGGCUGGAUUGUGUCAUUAUACAUGAAGCCCACAUACUACUGAAGAAAAUCAGUACAAGCAUACAAGGAUUUCAGAGGCCUACUCUUGGUCCAGUCCAUCAAUUUGACAUUAUGACAAGACCAUUUAUCCAAAUAGUCAACGUCAAUAAUAACCACUGGGUAUGUUUUUCUAGCAUAAAUAGUCCUCCAGGUUAUGUGGAUGUCUAUGAUAGCUUAUCAACCCCCCUGACACAAGAGUUAUUGCAACUGGCUUCAGACCUGACCAGACCAGCCUUUAAGGGAGUUCGCUUUAUUCCAGUGCAACAACAGAAAAAUGCCUCUGACUGUGGUGUGUUUUCAAUAGCUUAUGCCACAAGUUUAGUUUAUGGCCUGAAUCCAAUGAAUGUAACAUAUAACAUUAGCCAGAUGCGUCCACAUUUAUUACACUGCCUAAUGGGAGGAGUUAUAACUCCUUUUCCUACCUCUUGA